CUGGAAAUUACUCGCCAAAGAAACUUAAUAGAUCAAGCAAAAACACUUAUUGAUCACAAUACUGCAAAAGAAAAUUUGCAUAGAAUACAAAGUGAUUGCGUGGAUUUGUGUUGUUAUUGGUUGAAUGAGUUAAUUUGUAUGCAAAUACUACAAGAUAAAUGCGCUCAAAUUUUGCAUCAAUUAAUGGUUGGUAAUUGCCAUUGGUUUCUGGCACAAUACGGACACUUAAGUAAGCCUUACUAA
Messenger RNA from Thelazia callipaeda (thelaziosis nematode), 243 nucleotides. NCBI's taxonomy places the organism in Eukaryota, Metazoa, Nematoda, Chromadorea, Rhabditida, Thelaziidae. The record is from the annotation of a GenBank genome assembly.